CCCAGGAGUCCCUGCAGAGCCAGUCCGGGUGGGUGCCGCUCCUGCUAGCCCUGCUGUACGAGUACACAGCCAGCAGCUCCCGCUGGCAGCCUUAUUUCUCCCUCUGGCAGGACUUCAGGAGCCUGGAUCACCCCAUGUUCUGGUAAGCUGGAACGACGUGGGGCUGGGAGUCAUUUUCUCCACCAUCUCUGGUUCCUUAGCCCAGGAGUCCCUGCAGAGCCAGUCCGGGUGGGUGCCGCUCCUGCUAGCCCUGCUGUACGAGUACACAGCCAGCAGCUCCCGCUGGCAGCCUUAUUUCUCCCUCUGGCAGGACUUCAGGAGCCUGGAUCACCCCAUGUUCUGGCCUGAAGAAGAGCGAACGAGGCUCCUGCAGGGCACCGGCAUCCCAGAAGCUGUGGACAAGGACCUGGCUAACAUCCACCUGGAGUACAGCACCAUCAUCCGGCCUUUCAUGGAGUCCCACCCCGACAUCUUUGACCCCAAGGUGCACACGCUGGAGCUGUACAAGCAGCUGGUGGCGUUCGUCAUGGCCUACAGCUUUCAGGAACCUUUAGAAGAGGAAGAUGAAGAUGAGAAAGGGCCCAAUCCUCCCAUGAUGGUGCCUGUAGCGGAUAUUUUGAAUCACGUGGCCAACCACAACGCCAACCUGGAAUAUUCUCCUCACUGUUUGCGCAUGGUCACAACGCGGCGCGUCGGCAGGGGACAGGAGGUCUUCAACACCUACGGGCAGAUGGCCAACUGGCAGCUCCUGCACAUGUACGGCUUCGCUGAGCCCUACCCGGGCAACACCAACGACACGGCCGACGUGCAGAUGGUGACGGUGCGCAAGGCAGCGCUGCGGCGUGCCAGCAGCGAAGCGGAGCGGCGGCGUGUUGCAGAACAGUGUCAGCUGGAGAUGGUGGGGGAAGAAGGUGCCUUCGUGCUCGGCUGGGAUGAGGUGCUGACAGAGGAAGAGCUGUCCGUGACCCUGAAGGUGCUGUGCAUGUCGGAAGAAGAAUUCAAGGAGUACAAGGAACAAGACGGCUGGGAAGACGACAGCGAGGAAGAGGAAAACUCGGCCCUUUCUAACGAGGCUCUCUCUAGACUUAAAACCCCGUGCAAGAAGCUCCUUUACGACAGCGUGCUGCUGACCCUGGAGUCGUACGGGUCAGACUUGAAAGCAGAGCAGGACUUGCUGAACAACAAGGAGGCUUACGAGAAGCUGAGUCAGAGGGAGCAGCACGCUCUGCACGUGCGCUACGGACAGAAAAGGAUCUUGCAUCAGCUGCUGGAGCUGGUACAGUAG
Apaloderma vittatum (bar-tailed trogon) is the source of this 1285-nucleotide messenger RNA. It is a transcript of the gene SETD6, whose product is annotated as SET domain containing 6. The annotation marks the transcript as partial. NCBI's taxonomy places the organism in Eukaryota, Metazoa, Chordata, Aves, Trogoniformes, Trogonidae. The record is from RefSeq and is a predicted model, not a curated record. Gene Ontology annotation, molecular function: protein-lysine N-methyltransferase activity; protein binding. Gene Ontology annotation, biological process: peptidyl-lysine monomethylation. The transcript has 6 exons. Gene Ontology annotation, cellular component: nucleus.